AGCACAAGCAGAAAUACAAGGAACACGUUAUCCAGGGGUUCCUCCAGUACAAAGAAGUGAACUCGUGUCCUGGAGAGAACCUGUCCCUCAGGAGCCACUACACCACCCUGACCAUCGCCAGGAAGCCUCGGAGCAAGCACGGAGCUUUGGACGUCACCCAUGGAUGCACUAACACCAGCAAUGGACCAGCCACCAUCACCACACAGACACUGUUUAACCCCAGUGAAGAUGGGCACACGCCACAGGUUGUGGUGCUGGUGGGAGCCCCAGGGAUGGGGAAGACGAUGAUGGUGAGGAAGGUGAUGGUGGAGUGGGUGGAAGGGACCAUCUACACACAGUUUGACUACAUCUUCUGCAUAGACUGCAGAGACAUCGCCCUUCCCAAGGAGGCGAGCUUGGCAGACCUGGUUUCCAAGUGCUGCCCUCACAGGAGAGUGCCGGUUGGGAAGAUCCUGGAGGACCAGAAGAAGAUCCUGUUCAUUCUUGAUGGCUUCGAGGCCCUGGGAUUUGCCUUGGUGCAGCCUGAAGAUGAGCUGAGCUCUGACCCCAGGACAGUGAAGCCGCUGGAAACCACCCUGAUGAGCUUGUUGAAGAAGACUCUUCUCCCUGAGUCCUCCUUGCUCAUCACCACGAGGCCGACGGCUCUUCAGAGCCUGGGGCAGUGCCUGGAGGGGGAGGAUUACAUGGAAAUAGUGGGAUUUUCCGGAGCCACGAGGGAGGAAUAUUUCCACAGGUACUUUGGGAACAACCACAAAGCACACGCGGCCUUUGGAUUUGCGAGAGCCAACGAGAUCCUCUACAGCUUGUGUGUCAUCCCCGUCAUGAGCUGGACCAUCUGCACCAUCCUGAAACAAGAGCUUCACAAGGAGAGAAACCUCAUGGAGUGCUCUAAAGCCACCACGUGGAUGGGUGUGUUUUACCUCUCCUGGUUAGUGAAGCGCAGAGGCAGGGACAACCCACAGGACCUCCAGCAGUUCCUACUCAAGCUUUGCUCCUUGGCUGCUGAUGGCAUCUGGAAGCACAAGGUCCUCUUUGAGGAGAAGGAAAUCAAGGACCGUGGCUUGGAUCAGCCAGACCUUCUGCCCCUCUUCCUCAAUGAGAAGAUCCCAAAGAAAGGUGUGGACCAUGGGAACAUCUACAGCUUCACCCACCUGCACCUCCAGGAGUUCUUUGCAGCGAUGUUUUACGUUCUGGAGGAUGAUGGGGAGAUGGUUGGUGACUCGGGGGCUAUCACAAGGGACAUAAAUGUGUUAUUAGAAAGCUACAGCGAGUCCAGGGAGGACUUGAACGUAACAGUGAGGUUCCUGUUUGGUUUGGUGAGCCAGGAAUCCAUCGAGUACAUGGACAACAUCAUCGGGUGCAGAACUUCAGCACGAGUCAAGGAAGACCUGCUGAGGUGGCUUGAGGAGAGGCACAAAGGCACCUCCCCGCCCGGCCAAGGGAUGAAGCUUUCCCAGCUGGACACGUUCCACUUUUUGUUUGAGAUGAAUGAGAAAAGCUUCACGCAAAGAGCGUUGGGUGGUGUCACCGACAUGGACCUGCAGGACUUGAAGCUGAGCCUGUACGACCAGAUGGCUCUUUCCUUCUGCAUCAGGCAGUGGCCUGGGCUGGGCUCUGUCACCCUCCGGGGAUGCUCCUUCCACCAGCAGGACCCUGGGGAGGAGGUGGCGGCGGCGGGGCCUCG
This is a messenger RNA of Nestor notabilis (Kea), 1684 nucleotides long. RefSeq names its product NACHT, LRR and PYD domains-containing protein 3-like. Gene Ontology annotation, cellular component: cytoplasm. The annotation marks the transcript as partial. NCBI's taxonomy places the organism in Eukaryota, Metazoa, Chordata, Aves, Psittaciformes, Psittacidae. The record is from RefSeq and is a predicted model, not a curated record. The transcript has a single exon.